Messenger RNA from Chelonia mydas (Green sea turtle), 2858 nucleotides. RefSeq lists its product as uncharacterized. The record is from RefSeq and is a predicted model, not a curated record. Lineage: Eukaryota; Metazoa; Chordata; Testudines; Cheloniidae. The coding region runs from base 118 to 849 and encodes 243 amino acids. The transcript is spliced from 5 exons. Gene Ontology annotation, molecular function: peroxiredoxin activity.
ACGGGCCUCCUGUGUGCGGCGCUGUCACACCCUCCGGGCGCGGCGGGGCAGGCCGGGCCGGCCCCCGCCGCCCAGCGCCGCUGCCGGCAGCCCGGGCACUUCCCGCCCGCCAGCGCCAUGAAGGGGCCGCUCCUGCGCCUGCUGCUGCCGCGCCGCGCCUCGCCUCGGCCUCUCCUUGUGUCAGGGAGCCUGUGGGGAAGAGCGCAAAUGGCAGCCAUACGCCAUGCAUACAGUACGCAGGCAGGGAGCACCAGGAGGCCGACUGGGCGCUAUCCAAUACCCAACAAGAAGGACCUGCCGUACGAUAUAGUGGAGCUCAUGGAAGAAGUCGAGAUGAAGAGUGGAUUUUUGCCCAACGUGUUCAGUGUGAUGUCUCAUCGGCCUGCGGAGUUCAGAGCGUUCUUCGCAUAUUACAAUGCCAUCAUGAACAAAGAGAGAGGAAGACUCAGCAAGGCUGACAAAGAACUUAUUGUUGUGGCUACAAGCGUUGUUAACAGAUGUCCCUACUGUGUAAUUGCACACGGUGCUUUACAUCGGAUAUAUUCUAAAAAGCCAGCUUUGGCUGAUCAGGUUGUUGUGAAUUGGAAACUGGCUGAUCUAAGUGGUCGGGAGCAGGCAAUGCUGGAGUUUGCUCUUGCAGUCAGUCACAGUGAUAACAUAACUGAAGAGCACUUCCAAAAGCUGGAGGCGCAGGGUUUUGACCGGGAAGAUGCCUGGGACAUAGGCAUGAUUGCCUCCUUUUUUGCCCUGUCUAAUCGUAUAGCUCACUUUACCGACCUGCGUCCAAACGAAGAAUUCUACACCAUGGGCAGAAUACCUCGGGACAAGGAAAAGGCAGAAACUCCCUAAUGCCGCCCACAAUUUUGUGAAGACCUAUCAAGCACUUAAUGAUGUGGCUAAUGUUGCUAGUUGCUGAAUAUAUAAAAGGCACAAGCUAAUAGCAGAUUGUUACCAGAAGAGAUCAGAUGGGAAAAUGGGUUACACUUUCCUCCAGCAUGCAAAAAGCUGGAAAGGGUUUUCAGCUAUGGGCCAGUGUCAUAACGCUUUUAAUUCCUAAAGUAGCUGCAAGAUCAAAACUUUUGUCUUAAACCUUGUUUAGGUUGGGAUAAAUUUUCUGGGUAACAUAUCGUGAUUGAUAAACAAGCUGAUAGCAACUUUGUCAUCACAUCUGUAACAGAGUAAAUACCAGAUGAGCUUUUGUAUGUAUAGUAUUGUACCAUUGUCAGACAGGGAAGGGCUAUAAUAAUUUCUCAUUGCACUUUUGCUAAUUAUCAGAGAUUAAUGUAUAAAUAAGGGUUAGGGAGAAGGUUUUCUCAGCCCUAUUAAUUACUCUUAUGUGAUCCUGCAGUGAAGGCAUAAUGCUGCUGGUGUAAUAGCACGAACAUUCCAAAACAUCCCACUGGUGUCAGUGGAAAGUCUCUGCUUGGCUUCAUUGGAAGUCAGAUCAGGUCGUUAGUGCCAGAGUGAGCAGAGCUGUGCAGUGCAGGUGUGACAGUGGGAAGUUUUUACUCAGUCACGGUACCGUAUCAGUAAUAACGGCCUGUAGAAAGUCCCUGACAGUGAAAUAUUGGUUUUUUUCUUCAAAUGCUCAGAUGAAGAAAUUCUCUUGACUAAUGCUGCUGGGCUGAGUGGUGAAGGAAUGAAGCGUUUGUGUGCAUGAUACAGUGUGGCCAACUCUCGCAGUUUUAUCAAAGGUCUUGUGAUAUAUGGUGUUCUGCUUGCAGCCCUAGCUGCUGGAGUGAGGUGAUUUGGGUGAGAAUCUCAUAGUCCAUUGUUUAAAAAAGAAAGUUUCUAGCCCUCAUGAUUGCAGAGACUCUUGUGCAUCCUAAAGACUUAAAAACCCCCUGACAGAGAACCCCCCAGUUUGUUAUUUUGUCAAAUCUCUUGAUUUCUAUGUUUUACGGCCUGACCUAUGAUUUUUGAACACUUUGGAUUGGCAACAUUGCAACUUUCCUCUAUCCAGUCCAGGGCCGGCUCUAGGAUUUUUGCCGCCCCAAGCAAAAAAAAUUUUGGCCUUCCCUGCCACUUUUUUUCAUGCCCCUUCCCAACCCCUUCUCCAAAUCCCCGACCCCGCCUUCUCCCCCAGGCCUGUUGCAUUCCCCCCCCAUUGCUUCCUGUGGCUCCCACCCCGCAAUCUCCCACGCUCGCUCACCUCCGCUCCGCCUGCUCCCCUGAACACCCCGCCACCCCACUUCUCCCCCCUCCCUCUCAGGUGAGGGAGAGGCAGGGCGUUCAGGGGAGCAGGCGGAGUGGAGGUGAGCGAGGGUGGGGGGAGCGCAGGAAGUAACGGGGCGGGUAGAGAAACUGUUCCCCGCCCCAGCUCACCUCCGCUCCACCACCUCCCCCUAGCGCUGCUGCCCCUCGGCUUUUCCCCCCCCCCUCCCUCCCAGGCUUGCCACGCGAAACAGCUGUUUCGUGCGUGGCCAGCCUGGGAGGGAGAGGGGAGAAGCGGAGCGGCAGCGGUGCGCUCAGGGGAGCAGGCGCAGGCGAGCUGGGGCGGCGGGGGCACAUUUCUAGGGGCGGCAUGGCCAGCGCCAGCAUAUCACCCCUAGAAAUGUGCUACCCCAAGCACCUGCUUGUUUGGCUGGUGCCUAGAGCCGGCCCUGAUCCAAUCUACUUCUCACAACUUUUCUAAAAUGUCUCUACCGUAAAUGGAUCAUGGACAAACUCCAUUCACUCACUCCCCGGUAGUUAGGAAAUGUGAUUUUCUUGCUUGAGUUGUUUCCAACACAAAACCAUGUCUGUGAAAUGCAAUUGUCUUGCCUUAUGUGUAUUUUAAAGUAAAUUGUAACAUUAAGGUUCUUGACUCAACUUUUAGUCAUACAGGUCAAAAAAUAUAAGCCUUUUUUGAAAAUGGU